AUGUGGUUGGCAGCUAGUCUCCUACUACUUCUCGCUAUAGUCCCCGAAAAAGUCGAAUCCGUCGGUUUUGCUCCAGAACUCUAUUGUGGGCUCGAAAAUUGUUACGAUGUUUUGGAGAUAAAUCGAGAAGAAUUCGAUAAAUCGAAACUCGCAAAAAUCUACAGAAGCCUCGCCAAAAAACAUCAUCCAGAUCGAUUCAAAGAACAGGAUAAGAAACUAGAAGCCGAGACACGAUUCAGAGUAAUUGCAACAGCUUAUGAGACUUUGAAGGAUGAAGAAGCUCGAACAAGUUAUGAUUAUUAUUUGGAUCAUCCAGAAGAGAGAUUCUAUAAUUAUUAUCAAUAUUAUCGAUUGAGAGUUGCACCAAAAGUUGAUGUUAGAUUGGUGAUUGUUGGAACGAUUUUAUUGAUUUCUUUAUUCCAAUUUUUAUCCGCAAAACAUAAAUUUGCUGAAGCGAUUGAAUAUGCAACAACAGUUGGAAAAUAUAGAAAUAUGGCAAUGAAUAUGGGAAUUGAAAGAGGAUUAUUAGAAAUUGAUAAUAAAGGAAAACUCAAAAAAGUGAAGGGAAGAGAUAAUGAUGCAGUUAUUAAGGAGAUUAUUAUUGAAAAUUUGGAUGUGACAGGAGGAUACAAGAAAGAAUCAAUCUAUGAUACUUUUGCUUGGCAUUGUAUUAUAUUUCCAGUUACUUCUGUGAAAUAUUUGCAUUGGUUGGGUAUUUGGUAUUGGAGAUUUACAAUCAAAAGAGAAGAAUAUGAUGAAGAGGCAAAAUUGCAUUUGAUUAGAAAAUUCAUGGGAAUAUCGCAGGGAGAAUUUGAGGUAAUUUUGGAUUUUUUUUUGUUUAGAAAGUCGUGUUUCUGGAUAUUCAUUCAAAAAAUCGAUUUUCUAGACCAUGAAAAUUUAGUUAAAUGAUUUCUAAAUUUGGAUUUGUAAAAAAAAUGAAUCUUCUAACUGAAAAUUGGUAUUUUUAUUGCAAAAAAUUCAAAUUUAUGCUAAAUCAAUGAUCGAAGCUCAUUUUUCUGAUGUUCAAAAACCUUUUUAUUUCUUCUUUUUAGUACUGAUUUUUUUGAAUUGAGUUCGUGAAGUUUUAUUUUCUCCAAAAGUUAUUUUUUCUCCAGAAAACCCCAAAUUUAAAACCGAUUCUCUUUUCAGAGACUUUCCGACUUUGAAAUCGACACCCUUCUCGAACGAAAAUGUUGGCUCAAAGAGAAUUUUGUCAUCUGGAAAGCCGAAAAAGAGGCCGAAGAGCAGGAAAAACUUGCUCAAUCUGGAAAAUACAAAAGAUAUAAGAGAUAUAUGAAAAACGUUGGUACCAUCUCGUUCGUCGACGAGGAUUAA
This is a messenger RNA of Caenorhabditis angaria, 1335 nucleotides long. Lineage: Eukaryota; Metazoa; Nematoda; Chromadorea; Rhabditida; Rhabditidae. The record is from the annotation of a GenBank genome assembly.